AUGGCGAUCCCGACCGUGUACGUGGCAUCGCUCAGCGCCUUUGUCGCGGGCGUCGCCAUCAGCUUGCAGCGCUACGAGCUGCCAUUUGCCAUACUGCUUGGCCUUCUUGCUGCGUACGUCCCGAGCUUCUUUGCCCCGACGCAGUUCUCGCAACGGGGUGCAUAUUGGCCAUGGUUUGCGACGCUGCCGCUCUGGAAGGCGCGCGCGCCGGUGCCCACGACGCUGCACUUUGAGUCGCCGCUCUCGAAAGAGACCCAGUACCUCUUUUCGUCGCACCCGCACGGGCCCACGUCGUGGCACCACGGCGUCAUGCUCACGGGCGCGUCGACGCCGGCGUUCCACGACGUCAUUCCCGGCGAUCGCCGCCGCCACCUCGGCGCGUCGAUCGUGUUUCGCAUCCCUCUCUACCGCGAGCUGCUGCUGUGGCUCGGUGUCGUCGAUGCCAGUCGGUCUGUCGCGCAUCGCGUCUUGUCGUCGGGCAAGAGCCUCGUGAUCCUCGUCGGUGGCAUCCAAGAGCAAAUGCUCGCCGAGUAUCAAAAGCACCACGUGUUUCUUCGGUCGCGCAAAGGCUUUGUCAAGCUCGCGAUCCAGCACGGCGCGGCCAUCGUGCCCGUGUACGCCUUUGGCGAGAACGACCUCUUCCGCCCGUCCACGUUUCUGCUGCCGCUGCGGCAAUGGAUUGCCCGCAAAUUCCUGAUCGCGAUCCCGCUCUACGUUGGCCCGACUUGGUGGAACCCACUCAAACCGUUCCCGGUCGAGAUCCACCAAGUGUACGGCAACCCGAUCCAAACGACCAAGUGCGACAGCCCGUCCAGCGACGACGUCGAUCGCGUCCAUGGCCUCUUCCUCGCCGAGCUCCAGCGCAUCUUUGACACGCACAAGGCGGCGUACGCGACGCCGGACGCCAAACUCGAAAUCUUAUAAGUCGACGAUUGACGGAAGACUGCAACCAAGACCGAUUCCCUGC
Messenger RNA from Saprolegnia parasitica CBS 223.65, 967 nucleotides. RefSeq lists its product as hypothetical. Bases 1 to 924 code for a protein of 307 amino acids. The transcript has 3 exons. Gene Ontology annotation, molecular function: diacylglycerol O-acyltransferase activity. The record is from RefSeq and is a predicted model, not a curated record. Gene Ontology annotation, cellular component: endoplasmic reticulum membrane. NCBI's taxonomy places the organism in Eukaryota, Oomycota, Saprolegniomycetes, Saprolegniales, Saprolegniaceae. Gene Ontology annotation, biological process: triglyceride biosynthetic process.